Molecule: messenger RNA, 3748 nt
Organism: Mesocricetus auratus (golden hamster)
Lineage: Eukaryota; Metazoa; Chordata; Mammalia; Rodentia; Cricetidae
Gene: Btnl2
Product: butyrophilin like 2
Exons: 20
Coding region: 295-3531 (1078 amino acids)
Biological process (GO): regulation of cytokine production; T cell receptor signaling pathway
Cellular component (GO): external side of plasma membrane
Molecular function (GO): signaling receptor binding
Source: RefSeq, a predicted model, not a curated record
UCCCUCCGAGUUUCACUUUUGAGAGUAUUGCAAUGGCCGGUGGUGGGUGUGCUGUCCCGGCUGGAGUCUCCUUUUAGAGUGAACCUUGGGGACUUGGCUCUGCCUUCAGGUUGACAGCAUUCAAAUCAUCUUUCACCCAGAGAUGCCUCCACAGUCGCCUCUCCAGCCAGUGUGUCCUGGGCUCACCGGUCUUUAGAAGCCCGCUAUGUGAAUGAGGGACACACCCCUGAUUGAGACAGUAAAACUCAACAGCCUCGAUUUCACCCCAAAGGAGAGAGAGGAGAGACAGGGAGGAUGGUGAAUGGUCCAGGGUACAGUCUGUCUGGCGUGGCUGCCUCUUUGCUCUUCAUUCUGCUGACUAUGAAGCACCCAGAUGACUUCAGGGUCGUCGGUCCUGCCCUUCCUAUCCUGGCCAAAGUCGGGGAAGAUGCCCUGCUCACAUGCCGGCUCCUCCCCCAGAGGGCAGCAGCGCACAUGGAGGUGAGGUGGUACCGCUCCGACCCGGACUCGCCUGUGCUUGUGCACCGGGAAGGAGCCGAGGUUGCAGGGCUACAGGCGGAGGGGUACAGAGGCCGGGUGGAGCAGACGGAGGACAGCGCUGCUGAUGAGGGAAGUGUGGCUCUGAAGAUCCGCCAGAUCCAGCCAGGCGAUGACGGGCAAUACUGGUGCCGAUUCCAGGAGGGGGACUACUGGAGGGAGGCGAGUGUGCGGCUCCAAGUGACAGCCCUAGGAUCUUCCCCAAACAUCCACGUGGAGGGACCUGGAGAAGGAGAGGUCCAGCUGGUGUGCACCUCCCAGGGCUGGUUCCCUGAGCCUGAGGUCUUCUGGGAGGGCAGCUGGGGAGAAAAGUUGUCGAGCUUCUCUGAGAAUCACGUGCUGGGUGAAGACGGGCUGUUCUAUGUGGAGGACACACUAGUGGUCAGGAACGACACUUCAGAGACCAUUUCCUGCUCCAUCUACAACCGCGGCCUCAAAGAGGCCAAGGAGGCCACCAUUGCCCUGCCAGAGAAACUCCAGACAGAGCUGGCCACCUCGAGGGUGAUUGGACCUUCCCGGCCCAUUCUUGUCCGACUCGGAGAGAACAUAGAGUUAACUUGUCACCUGUCACCUCAAGCUGAUGCUCAGAGCAUGGAGGUGAGGUGGGUCCGGUCCCACUAUUACUCCACAGUCCAUGUGUAUGUGGACGGGGCCCGCUCGGCUGGAGAGCAGAUGGCGGAGUACAGAGGGAGGACUGUGGUCAUGAGUGACACAAUCCACCAGGGGAGGCUGACCCUGCGGAUUCAGGACGCCAGAACUUCAGACGAUGGGCAGUACCGGUGCCUUUUUGGGAAAGAUGGUGUCUACCAGGAGGCCCUUGUGGAUGUGCAGGUGAUGGCGGUGGGUUCCACCCCACGGAUCACCCGGGAGGUGCUGAAGAAUGGAGGCGCGCAGCUGAGGUGUGUGUCCGAAGGGUGGUUCCCGCGGCCCCACGUGCAGUGGAGGGACAUGGCCGGAAGGGCUGCACCAUCGCUUUCCGAGACCUUCCACCAAGGAAGCCAGGGGCUGUUCCAGGUGGAGACGCUCCUGCUGGUCACCAACAGCUCCUUGGUGAAUGUGACCUGCUCCGUCAGCCUCCCUGGAGGCGAGGAGAAAGUUGCGCAUCUUCCUCUCUCAGACUCCAGGAUAGCUUUGUUAUGGAUGGCCCUGCCUGUUCUGCUGCUGCCUCUUGCCAUGGCCUUUGACCUGAUCAAGGAGAAGCACAGCUCCAAAGACCAAAAACACCACAACAAUCAGCAAAAUCUCAAGAAUGACGAGAACCAGGCUUCCCUCUGGAGCAACCCUGCCCUGGCAAAGCGGUGGCGUCACCUGCUGUUGUCCAAAAAGGGCAGGGACCCAUUCCUGCGGCUCGCAGUGCAGAUGGUCGCCAGGGCCAGGCUUCAGAUCGCCGAGGAUCCCAGGAGCUCCCAGGAACCCACAGCUCAGUCCCAACGCUGGCCUUGUCCUUGUCCUGUGGAGAUGAAGGGCUGUCCCACCUCCCCUCCAGCCGGCUGCCUCCUCCCUCUGCUCCUCCUGGCGUCCACCGGAGCCUCGGGAGAAGUGUCUUCGUUUUCUGUGAGGGGACCAGAUGAUCCCAUCAGGGUCCUGCUUGGGACUGAUGUCACCCUGCCCUGCCAGCUGUCUCCUGCACAGAGCGCAUCUCACAUGCACAUCCGCUGGUACCGUGCCCAGCUCACCCCUGCUGUGCUGGUGUUCCACGACGGGCAGGAGCAAGUGCAGAUGCCGGAGUACCAAGGAAGAACCCGGCUGGUGAGAGACGCCAUCGACACGGGGAGCGUGGCUCUGCAGAUACGACAGGUCCAGGCUUCUGACGAUGGCCUGUAUCACUGCCAGGUUACACACGGUGCCACCUCCCAAGAGGUCACGAUCGAGCUGCGUGUCACAGGGUUAGGCUCUGCCCCUCUGGUUCGCAUGACAGGGCCCGAGAACAAUGGGAUCCGGGUGUCCUGUUCCUCAAGCGGCUGGUUCCCAAAACCCAGGGUGCGAUGGAGAGACGGUGCUGGGGAGGCUCUUCCGUCCUCCUCCGAGGCGCAGACCCAAGACGGAGACGGGCUCUUCCACGUGGAAGCGUCUCUCUUGGUCACGGAUAGAACUGCGGGCAAAGUGGCCUGCUCUAUCCAAAACCCCCUCCAUGACCAGGAGGAAGUGAGGGCCAUCAUGCUCCCAGAGCCCUUCUUCCCAAGGACUUCUCCAUGGAAAGUAGCUCUGUUUUGCCUGCUCCCUGUACUACUGGUCCUGUUCGCUGGGACCAGCCUCGCUGCCUGGAAACAGCACCAAGCCAAAAAGCAAGAGAAGAAGGAAAAGUCAGAGGCAGAGCAGGAAACGCAGCAGAUGAGGAAGGAAAAGGAAACCGCCCUGAAGAAAAGAGAUGACCUCCAGGCCGAGCUGGAUCGGCGGAAGGCGCUGUACAAAGAAGACUGGAAGAAAGCCCUGCUGUACCCUGACUGGAGGAAGGAGCUGUUCCAGCUGGCUCCUGUGAGGAUAAAUCAUGAAAUGCCUCACCAGGACAAAUCUAGCCCCGAGGCAGAAGAGAGCAGCAGAGAGGAGACAGCACAACCACUCCUCAGCCACCCGCGAGAUGACCACAACAUCAUCACGCUGUACCAAGAAGGCUUCAUGUUGGGGAGAUACUACUGGGAGGUGUGUGUCGGGGACACUGAGGAAUGGACCCUCGGUGUUUACGAGCUGUCCAACCAGGAUGCACCAUCCAGAGAACCCCUGAGGAAGUUUAGGGUCCUGGAGAAGAAGGGAGAUGAGUACAGGGCUCUCACCUUCUGUUCCCAAACCGUGUCUCUGGAAGAGCCUCUGCUGCUGGGGACUCGGCCCUGGAAGAUUGCAAUCUUCUUGGACCAGGAGGACAACGACCUUUCUUUCUACAACAUGACGGAUGAGACCCACAUCUUCUCCUUCACCCAGGCCAGAUUCCUGGGCUCCCUCUAUCCUUACUUCACGCAUAAUCCCGCAGACCUCUCUCCAUCGCACAGUCCCAAGUGACAGAGCACAAAGGACCCUGUAAACUCUAGGACUCUGGUCCUCCUGGGCAGGCACAGGGACCUCUGGCUGGGAAGCCAAUUACCUGGGACUCCAUGAGCCUCUAUGGCCAGUUUCUGGACCUAGGUUUCUAAGACGGCCCGCAGAAAAGACACUGUGCCUCACAUAGUGUUGUGAUUAUUAAUAGUCUUCCUUUUUAUAUAAAUCUAAGAUAAAUGAA